Heterostelium album PN500 is the source of this 837-nucleotide messenger RNA. RefSeq lists its product as uncharacterized. The transcript is spliced from 4 exons. The coding region runs from base 1 to 837 and encodes 278 amino acids. The record is from RefSeq and is a predicted model, not a curated record. Gene Ontology annotation, molecular function: GTP binding. Lineage: Eukaryota; Evosea; Eumycetozoa; Acytosteliales; Acytosteliaceae.
AUGACUUUUGGAACUAUUUUUUCUUUCUAUGGUAACCCAGGCAGUGGAAAAAGUACACUCUGUAAUGCUAAAUUGAGGAAAACAGUAUUUAAAUCUGGUGUGAGUGUAGGAACUGGAUUGACAACUUUUUCAGAAUCUCAUCAAGAUGGAAACAAUCUUAUUAUUGAUUCUCCAGGUUUAGCAGAUCCAAUAAAGAGAAAUGAAGCUGCCAAACAAAUCGAAUCAUCACUUAAAAAGUCAAUUACUGUUGAAUUUGAAUAUGGUUUAAUUAUCAACAAAGUAACCAAACAAGUACAUCAACAUUUGUUGAGUUCACCUGCCAAUCUUCAAGCUUGUAUUCAAAUGGUAGAGAAACAACCGCUGAGAACUCUCAUUGUCAAACACAUGUCCGAGCUGUACGAUGAAGAUAAUGUUUUGGUUGAAGAUAAAGAAACAUUGGAUUCUCUAAACUGUUUCCUUGAAUCUUUACCAAGAAACUUUAUUGAACAAAAAGAUGUUACAACUGUUGAAGUCAAGGAUUAUGACAAGAAAGUGAAAGAGAUGGAACUACUUAUGAUCAAGCUAACCAAGCAAAUCGAAUUGGAGAAAGAGAACAACAAGAAGUUGGGUGAGAAAACUCUGAAAUUGGAAGCUGAUUUAACGCAGCAAAGAUUAGAGAGUAAAGAGAGUACUGCAAGAAUGAUGAAUCAAAUUUUGGAUAUGAAUCAGAAACAGAUGGAACAGACUGCCGAGUUUCAAAGAAAUAUGCAAGAACAAAUGAGACUGACCACUGAAGCAUUGAACAAACCUCCUGUUAUCAUUGAGAAAGGUGGAUCAGGUCCUUGUUCAAUAAUGUAG